This is a messenger RNA of Heterocephalus glaber (naked mole-rat), 923 nucleotides long. RefSeq names its product FXYD domain containing ion transport regulator 7 (gene Fxyd7). Lineage: Eukaryota; Metazoa; Chordata; Mammalia; Rodentia; Bathyergidae. Gene Ontology annotation, molecular function: sodium channel regulator activity. Gene Ontology annotation, cellular component: membrane. Gene Ontology annotation, biological process: regulation of sodium ion transmembrane transporter activity. The record is from RefSeq and is a predicted model, not a curated record.
CCGGCAGUGGGCGGGGGCGGGGGUGGCCUGGAUGGGGGCGGGCUCUCCGGGCCCCCAUUGGCUACAGGCACCCCCAACACAGGGCUCCCCCCACCUUCCCCCCCAGUCUGUCCUGCUUCCAGCUGCCGCAGCCGCACCUUCGCUGCCUCAGCAGCCAGCAGCCCCCUGCUCCUGCUCAGCAUGGCGACCCCAACCCAGACCCCUACAGAUGAAUCCAGCUCCAGAGAAGAUAAGACCUAAUGAGAACUGCAGAGGAAGUAGAGGACCAUCACUUCUGCAGUGGGAAGAUGAUCUGUGCUCUCCUGAAGGCAGAUGGGGUUUGUGGCAGGGAGGUCCUGAGGAAUUUGACCCAUUUUUCUAUGACUAUGCCACGGUGCAGACAGUGGGCUUGACUCUAGCCACCAUAAUGUUCCUGCUGGGGAUCAUCAUCAUCAUCAGCAAGAAGGUGAAGUGCAGAAAAGCAGACUCCAGGUCUGAGAGCCCCACCUGCAAGUCCUGUAAGUCGGAGCUUCCGUCCUCAGCUCCUGGUGGCGGCGGGGUGUAAAACGAGCCCCGGGAACCUCCGCUGCUGUCCCCGCCUGACGCGGGAGCCUGAGGACCGGGUGAAGGCGGUGGGGACCCCAGCCCCGCGCCGGGGACGUUCCCCCGAAUGAGCCGCCCCACCCACCCAAAGGCUGGAGCCGCUGCACCCCACUGUCCCUGCCCAGGCCUUGGCAAUGACGAUCCCCCAAAAAGCCUGUCCACACCCCAGACCCAGGGACUCAGGCCUCCAGCUCCUGGGAUCUGGGAGUCCACCCCCAGCUCCCCGGGAACCCCGUGUGCUGCUCCCCCAACCUCCUUGUCUCCUUCCGGAGCAUCCGUGCCCUGGCCCCCGGGUGUCCUCGUCUUGAGCUUAAUAAAUGUGCAUUUGGUUUUUCGCCCUG